Molecule: messenger RNA, 820 nt
Organism: Saccostrea cuccullata (small rock oyster)
Lineage: Eukaryota; Metazoa; Mollusca; Bivalvia; Ostreida; Ostreidae
Product: short/branched chain specific acyl-CoA dehydrogenase, mitochondrial-like
Exons: 7
Cellular component (GO): mitochondrion
Molecular function (GO): acyl-CoA dehydrogenase activity
Source: RefSeq, a predicted model, not a curated record
GUGGGCAGUUUUUGUUUAUCGGAGGCAGAUGCUGGAUCAGAUGCCUUUGCCAUGCGUGGAGCAGCAGUAAAACAAGGAGAUUACUACAUCCUUAACGGAACAAAAAUCUGGAUCACCAAUGCUGAACAUGCAGGGGUUUUCUUAGUCAUGGUCAAUGCUAACCCAACAGCUGGUUACAAAGGAAUCACCACUUUCCUAGUGGACAGAGACACAGAGGGGCUGAGCAUCGGGAAGAAGGAGGACAAACUCGGAAUCCGGGCAUCAAGCACCUGUCCUGUACAUCUAGACAAUGUCAAGGUUCCUGCAAGUAAUAUUCUUGGAGAGUUUGGCAUGGGGUACAGAUAUGCCAUAGAAAUGUUAAAUGAAGGAAGGAUUGGGAUUGCCUCUCAGAUGCUGGGCUUGGCAGAGGGUUGUUUUAAUGCUACAGUUCCUUACACAAUGGAAAGAAAACAGUUCGGAAAAAGAGUAUUUGAUUUUCAGGGUAUGCGUCAUCAGAUAGCUCAUGUGGCGACACAGAUUGAGGCCUGUAGAUCACUUGUUUAUAAUGCUGCCAGGAAGAAAGAGGCGGGACAACCAUUCCUUAAGGAGGCUGCUAUGGCAAAAUUAUAUGCAUCUGAGUUGGCCACUCUAACAACAUCUAAGUGCAUUGAGUGGAUGGGAGGGGUGGGCUUUACAAAGGAUUAUCCUAUAGAAAAGUAUUACAGGGAUUGCAAAGUGGGAACCAUCUAUGAAGGGACAUCAAACAUUCAGUUGAACACAAUUGCCAAAUGUCUGGAAGCUGAGGGGUUUUCAGGAAACUGAAAAAACACAAAAACAUGAU